This is a messenger RNA of Neospora caninum, 4563 nucleotides long. RefSeq lists its product as hypothetical. The record is from RefSeq and is a predicted model, not a curated record. Bases 1 to 4563 code for a protein of 1520 amino acids. Lineage: Eukaryota; Apicomplexa; Conoidasida; Eucoccidiorida; Sarcocystidae. The transcript is spliced from 3 exons.
AUGGAGCCGUGCGACGGACUCCGCGCCUCGGCGCUCAGCCCUCGGUACCCUGAGGACCUCAGGCCCCUGAGGAGGGCUUCCCGGGAGCACGCAUCUCCGUCUUUGUCGUAUCUCUCUGAUUCGUUGGCUUCGCCGGCCGAUCGCUCCAUUCCGUCGUCACAGAGCGCCGUUUCAGCGUUUUCUCCUGUGUCUCUUGCUUCUGUCCGCCGCGUAAAGGCGGUUUUGCGCCAGGAAGGAGACACCUCCAUGUUUGCGUCGCCUACUUCCUGUCCCUGCCUGUCGGUCCCUCCCGUUAGUCCGCUUUCCGUGCCGUCUUCUAGCCGAGUGUCGAAGCGCCCGGCCGUUGGCUCUGCCGCUUCUGUUGCCCUGUCCGAAUUCACCACACCGGACAAAGCGCGGACAGACGACUUUGCGUCUCUCGCGUCCUCGUUCCUGCCUGCCUCUUCCUUGCCGCCAUCUUCGUGCUGUCCCUCUCGCUCUCACUCUUGUCCGUCUUCUCCAAAUGGUGCCCCGUCUUCGUUCCCCCUUCUUUCCUCUCGACUCCGCCGUUAUCGGUCUUCCUCGCAAGUGUGCGUCGACGACGCGCAUGCAACCCCUCCGUCUUUUUCGCGGUCGCUGUCGCUUCCGGUCACCUGCCGUCUUUCCGCCUCGACUUCGUUACCUGCCCGAGACCACGAGUGGCGUCUGGAAAACUCUGCUCGGGAGAAACACGAAACGCGGCGACUGAGUUUUUACUCCUUCUUCUCAUCCGCCGACGUGGGCACGGAAGGAGGCGACUCGCCCAAGUCCUUUCUUGGCACAACGCUGGCGCAACCGCAGCGGCAAACGAGGAGCCUGGACAGAGCCUCUGAGGAAACGCGUGUCUUCCACACUGGAGAAGGCGACGGCCUCUACGUGGCGUGCUUGACGCCUCUCCUUCCAGCAGGGCUGCGCGGAAAGGGUCGAGACGUUGCCAGCGAAGACAACUUGGGGCCGGGAGCACGCGACGCCGUGCGUGGGAGCGGACUGACGGCAGAGGAAAGCUCUGAAAAGCGGGGAAGAAUACCCUUCGAAGCCCCGCACGGUGCUUCUUGCGCCGCCCCGACUGACGCAGGGAGCCGUGAGGGAAACGCCCCUCGAGUCGCGUCGGGAGUCGCCGGAAAUUCCCUCAACGCCGCGAGCGAGACCUUGCUGGCGCAGGAGAGACGGAGGAGGGAAACGGCUGGACGCGAGGCGACGGCCAGGUCGGGGAUCUGGGCGGCGACGGAGGAACAGCACGCGGGCGGGGGACGAAUCGAGAAGGGCGAGGUAUAUGGACAGAAUAGCCACGGGCAGCAGCUCUCUCUGGAGACCAGGCAGGAAGAGUCCGCCACUCGUCCUGUUCUCCAAAUUCCCCCUGGGCUCGGUUUCCGGCACGGGCGUCCAGAGCCGCGGGGAGACGGGCCACGUGAGACGCAUGAGAGAGAUGAACAGAGCCCGACAGGGCGGCGUGCUUGUCAGGAACGCGAGAGUUCGAAUGCAGGGGGGCUUCUGGGGUCAGAACCUGCACCAGCGACGGCUGCUUCCUCUGCCGGUUUCGGGAGAACCCGACAAACAGGUGAGAGCCCUGCGCUUGCCUCCAGCGCAGAACGGCGGAGGACAAGACAGUUGACGCAGAAGGCCGAAAAAGAGAGGCCGAGCCGUCUUUUUUUUCUCGACAGUGAGGAGCGCGCGACAGUCGAGACCGGACUCCCCUCGAUAGAUGCCUCGUCUUGUCCCAUCCCGCCCUCGCGUUCUUCUCCGAUGCCCCAUCCGAGCGUGCCAGUCACUUUGGUCCGUGGAGGGAGGGUGACGAUCAACAAGCCGGAGUUUUCCGAGGCUCUCCGAGGCCGAGACCAGAUUCGCCGAGGCAGCAGUGGAGAGAGAGGUGAAGCCGAAGGAAGGCACAACGAAACAGCAUGUCGACGAAACCGCCAAGGCAACCGACCUGGCUCCGGUCGGGCAGGGAGUGAACACGCAGGUCCGUCGCGGCUGUCGGUCGACGAGGGAGAGGGCGGGACUGGACUUGGACGCUGCCAAGGCGAGGUGGAACAGGAAGAACGAGGCGAAACGGAGACAGAGCCGCAAACAUGCACAGACGGCACAACGCCAUCUUCCUCGUCGGCAUCCUGCGCGAGUCUCGGUUCGAAGCCUGGAGGCGCCCUCGAGAAGGAACUCACAGAAACCCUGCCUCCGCGUAGGCCACCACUCCCUGCGAACGAGGCAACAUCGUCACCGGAAGGAGAAGACUGGCUAGAAGAAAGACGGAGAACGGACUCGGAGGACGAAGGGAACCCGGAACGGGGGCGUGGCGAUGGGGAGGAGCACCGCGAGGGCGACGUCGACUGUGCUUUUGACCCAGCUGAUCCCCACUCUCUCUUUUCUCUGCCGCUCGUCGCAGAAGGCGCCACAGACAGCCUCGACACGAGUCCUGAGUCUGCUGUCCCCAUCAUUUUCCGCGUCUUCGAUGCCCAGGGGAGUCUGUGCCCGAGUUGCCGUCGCCAGUUGCAGCCCCCUGCCCCGCGGAGCGCGCGCCGGGAGUCUCGCGCAGAGCAAGGCCUCGCCCGUUUCUCCACCUCCUCGCUCCCUUCUCUGCCUUCGCUUUCGUCGUUCGCGCCGGCCUUCCCGUCCUUUGCUUCCGGAGGCGCUUCCGAGACUUCCCUGGACCUCGCUUCCUUCUUCGCGCUCAACGGAGCGGCCAGCUGCCAAGUUCCCCCCGGCUCGAUCGUCUUUGGCCGAGACAGCCCAGCCGGCGCGGGCGCAGCGCGGCGAAGGACCGAGUCGUUGGGCGCAGUGGACGGGAGUCGAGCCUCUCGCUUCUUCCCUGCGCCGGAGACAAACGCAGCCCGCUUUCCGCCUUGUCGAACGCAGCCAGAAACGGUCACCGUUUCCUCGCCAGGAUCUUCAUUUCCGUCGGCAGACGCGAGCGCAGAGAAAGACAGUCGGCACCUUUCCUCGACGUCGUGCUCGCCUUCCGGGAACGCAAACUUCCAGCUGUGCUCCUGCAGUGCACUCUAUGUCGUGGGCAGUCCUCGGCUGCUUGGCGAGUGGACGAAACGCAGGGGAGUGAGGCUUCGCACGAGCGCUUCGCUGUUUCCUUACUACGUGUCGCCGCCGGUUCUCGUGCCGCGACAUCUCCGCGCCGUCAGCUACCGCUUUGCGCGCCUGUCGAAUGGUGCUUCGUCGUCGGUCUCUGCGGAUUCCUUUGCACCGUCCGAGCGCAUGCACGAGACCACACAAGGCCGACCACGGUCGGAGGCGGAGGGCGGCGUUUGCGGAGAGGUUGAGGGAGAGGAGAGCGAGACCGCGUGUACAGCCUUUGCAUCGAAACGCUUCUCUGGAGGGCCCAGGAAGACCGAAAACGGCCCAUCCGCAGCAAACAGGAAGACCGGCGCGGUCGUCGCCGUCCGUAGUUCCCAUCCCUUCACGCUGCAGAGGUUAACCGAGGCGGGGCCAGCGGCUGGCCAAGACGGAGAAGGCGAGGGAGAAAAAGAGGGGACGAGGCAGGGCGGCGACGCGGAAGGAGGCGCAGUGGUCGAGAUUUCGGCGGCAGACUCUUCGUGGCUUCGACGAGCGCGGAGCCGCGAGAGAACGAGAGGAACAGAGGCGCGCGCGAAGACCACGUCGUGGUUCCCCUUUUGUCUCGGAGUACGAGAGGGCAACCGACACGAAAGAGAAAAGCAAAAGAGACGCGACGAGGGGACCUGGGACGUCGAACGCGUUCACGGAGACCGACGCCUAAAGCUCCCGCAUGCAGCGGCCGUCAUCUCCCAUACUUUUGGCGUGAACGACAAAGGCAUCUCGAGACACGCGACCCAACACGAUCUCGUCCAGGCACUUGCCUUGUGUCUGGGGACGGUGGACUGGAAUGCACCGGUCUUCUCCCAGGGGGGACCUUGGUAUGAAAUGGAGAAGCCAGAUCGCGCGUUCUUUGUUGCCCAAGCAGACGCCUCGCCGUCUUCGAGUUGCCACUGGGAAGCGAGUGGCACGUCCCUCGCUGGUGACUAUUUGUCGUUCCUCUGGAGCUUCGCACUACUCUUCUCUCGUUGGCCGACCUUCGGCGCGCGCAACUCCGCAACCUCCGACCGUGUCGCUUCUUGCCCUGUCUCUUCCGACUCCGGCUGUCUCCCCGUGGGAUCGGAGCUGGGCAACAAUCCGGGCGAGGGCUUGCCCGACACCCGCAGCAGAGACUUCGGCUCUUUCGACGCUCCAGAAGAUGGGAGACAUGCUCCAGCGCCUGCCUCGUCUUCGUUUUCCUCGUGCGCGGCCGCUUCGUUUCCUGCGUCUGCGUCGUCGUCUUUCUCGUCCGGGGCAUCGUGCGCGUCUUCCUCGCCGCUCUCGGCUGCACGCUUCAGCGCCUUUGGGGCUCCGAGGGGCGAGGCUGUGGCGCCGCUGGUGCGCGUGGGGCGGGUGACGGACGUCGGCGGGGUAAGGCGACGAAGGCGCGAAGAGAAGAAGUUACGAGAAGACAAACCGAGUGUGUGUUUCAAAUUCUUCGCCCUUCGGACCCUCGCUCUUGUUGCGCAGACCGAACAGGCUCUGUACCUCGCGGCAGGUGAGCGCUGA